AGGAGGCGCCUCAUCAAAGGCAAACAAAAGAAAAGAAAAGGUCCAUGUCCAUGUCCAUGUCCAUGCCGACAUCGCCUCGUCUCCCCCUCCUCGCCGCCCUCCUCGCCGCCGCUGCUUGUGCUGCUGCUGCGCAGCCGGCCACUGCUGAAGCCGCCCCGGAGACGCCGCCCGGCGUCGGCAUCAAGGUCUCCUUCCGCCCGAGCGUCGCCAUAGUCGUCGGCAUCUUCACUAUGAUCUUCUCCCUCACCUUCCUUCUCCUCAUGUACGCCAAGUUCUGCCAUCCCAGUCCCAGCCCCGGCGCCGCCCCCACGCCCACGCCCGCCCCCGCCCCGGCCGAAGCUGUCCACCCGGACGGCGUCGCCAAGCCGGUCAUCGAGUCGCUUCCUUUCUUCCGCUUCGCGGCUCUCCGCGGGGCUCGCCAGGGCCUGGAGUGCGCGGUGUGCCUGGCGCGCUUCGACGACGCCGACCUGCUCCGCCUCCUCCCGCGCUGCCGCCACGCCUUCCACCUCGACUGCGUCGACCGCUGGCUCGAGUCCAAGGCCAGCUGCCCUCUCUGCCGCGCGCGCGUCGAUGCCGACGAUGCCGCGCUCGGCCUCAAGUACGCCUCCAGCGCACGCUUCGUCCCCGGGGGCAGCUCAGAGCGCUUCGACGACGAAGAGCUAGCCGGAGCGCCCGGCCGCGACCUCCUUAACAUCUUCGUGGAGCGCGUGCCCUCGUCGCGAAUGGAGAUGGAGGCGGAGGCCCCCAAGGAGGCAGCACACUGCCUCGAUCGCCACAAGCACCGCAUCGUGGUGUCGGACGUGGUGUUCAAGAGCCGAUGGAGCGAGAUCAACUCCUCCGACCUCAUCGCGCUCGACAACGAGCUGCUUCGUUCCAUGUCGACCGACGACGCCGUGGAGCUGGAGCUGGAGCUGUACGGGGAUCAGGCCGACCACGAGCUUCCUAAGGCUGUCAACGAGGAGACGGACAGGAAGAGACUCCUCAAGGUUGCAAGCGGCAAGGCGGCAGGAGGAAGCAGCUCAUCAGGACCAGUCGACGCGGCGAGGAUGAUAUCGUCGGGGGUGCGUUCCAUGUCGGAGCUGGUGAGCCUUCCGCGGCUGCGCGCGGCGAUGAGGGAGCGUCUGGAGGAUGAUCAAGAGCAGGCACGUCGGCGGUGGGUGCCGAUCGCGCGUCGUACCGCACGGUGGUUCGCCGGGCGCGAGAGGCGGGACGUCAAGCGGGAGGAGGAGGACGACGACGACGAGGAGGCGGCGGUUGACUCGCCGGCAUCCCAUUCCCAUGUCUAGUCUAACCCCUUCAAAAUCAAAUCGAAUCAAACAAACAAAAGGGAGGUACGUUGCAAAGUCAAAACGCCGCGGUGGGCCCCAUUGGUCAGUGCAUUAGUUCUCCUUGUCCCUAUCAUGUGCGGUGCGGUGCGGGUAACAUUACACAUAAUACUGAUGACUAUAGCAAUAGGUGCUGACCAAGCCAAGUCACCUGCUACCUCCUUUUCUUUUUGUUUACUUCUGUCAAUAAUUUGCAAGCAACAUUAUUUCAAAGGAGACUUUAAAGAUAGGCCUCAAUUCCAUAUACAUUGUGUACAAAUCUAUAGGAAUUAAGGAAAAGAAACAUAUGCCUUUUUGAAUCAAGAUCCCGGCCCCUACUUGUAUGAUGAAAGCUGCCACAAUGAUCUAAAGACUUUGAACAAUGUUUUUGAG
Messenger RNA from Oryza brachyantha (malo sina), 1697 nucleotides. Its product is annotated as E3 ubiquitin-protein ligase ATL42-like. The record is from RefSeq and is a predicted model, not a curated record. The coding region runs from base 45 to 1286 and encodes 413 amino acids. The transcript has a single exon. NCBI's taxonomy places the organism in Eukaryota, Viridiplantae, Streptophyta, Magnoliopsida, Poales, Poaceae.